Anisakis simplex (herring worm) is the source of this 5172-nucleotide messenger RNA. NCBI's taxonomy places the organism in Eukaryota, Metazoa, Nematoda, Chromadorea, Rhabditida, Anisakidae. The record is from the annotation of a GenBank genome assembly.
AUGGUAACUUACCAAAGAAAAGCGAAAAACUACAUUUUGGAUGUAGUAGAAAGGGGGAGAGAGGCAAGAGAUCUCUUGUGUUCUCUCGUAGAUAAUAUAACGCUCCAGUUGCAAGCACUGGAAGCGUCCCCCAACAAAGAAGAAAAAAGGGAAGAAAAGGCAGAUACUGCCACUAUUCAAGCGAAUAUCCGUCUUCCCACAUUAGAACUGCCACAGUUUAAUGGCAACCCAUUAAAAUGGCCCGAAUUUUGGGCAAGAUUCUAUGCCGAAGUGGGAGGUCAGCCCAUCCCAGAAGUAACUAAGUUAAAUUACUUACUUAAUUGCCUCGUAGGGCCAGCGAAGACUGCGGCAUCGGGCUAUUCAAUAGUCCCCAUGAACUAUGCUGUUGUAUCAGAGAUGCUAAAACAACGAUAUGGGGACGAAAAUUUAAUUAAAAAGCACCUUCAAAGUGAACUCAAACACUUAUCGAUGACUCACUCGAAGAACCUUCGCCCUAUGGUCGAAAAAUUGGAAGUCAUCUUAAGGCAACUGGAAACUUUCGGUGACAAUAUUAAUCACCCACAGAUCGAGCUUGCCAUAGAAGAGAAGUUACCAAAAUGGCUACUUCUCGAUGUCUACUCGAAGAAGGUCAACGAUCCAAACUGGAACGUACAAAAGCUCCGAGAUUACAUCGAGGAAGCGGUAACGUUGAGAGAAAUGGUUGACCGAUACCACGGCUAUAACGAAGCCACCAACACAAAUCGGACCAACCCAAGAGAAGCGAUUCAACACGAAAAAGGCAACUCUGCAUUAACGACAUUUGCCAAUGAGAAGAAAUCAAUGAUAAGAAAAAAUCCUUGCGUGUUUUGCAAUGGCGAUCAUUGGAACGAUGAAUGCAAGAGAUAUCAAACGUAUAACGAGAGAUGGGAGAAAGUCAAGCAACUUGACCUAUGUUACAACUGCUUGGUCAGCGGUCAUCUAACAAAAGAGUGUCGACGAAGAGUGCAAUGUUUCCAUUGCAAGAGACAGCAUAAUUCUGCGUUGUGCAAACAAACGUUCUCUGAUGAGAGAGAAAGAAACAACAGACCAAUGCAGAUCGAGAAGAAUCGAAGAAUAAACGCUGCUUCCAGUCAAAAGACGUCAGCAUCCGAGAAUGUAACCUCGGUAACAGCUGUGUCAAGUACGAAGAAGGAAGCUACUACAGUGCUUCUUUUAUGUCGAGAGAUUAUGGUAAAAAAAGGGCCAUACUCAAACAAAACUGUUAGCGCUACGGUACUAUUCGAUACGGGCAGUCAAAAAUCCUUCAUCACAAAUGAACUCGCUCAAAGAAUUGGACUGAAGUGCUCAGAGAAAAAGGAAGACAUAGAAAUCAUGGGUUUUGGUGAAGGAAACCCCAAGAGAUACAAAUCCAAAACCAGUCAAUUGGAGGUAGUACUACAAGAUGGUAACUCCACAACAAUAGAAGUCAAUUCUGUUCCUUUCCUCACUCAAAAGCUCCGAACGACGGAGAUAACAGAAGAAGAUGCGAGAAGAUGGAGGGCUCAUUACCAAACCAUCAUCUCACCUAAAGGAACAUGGCAGCAUCCGCAAAUUCUAAUCGGAGCUGACCAUUUCUAUGAUUUCAUACUCCCAGUCAAUACGAGAAGACUAUCAUCCGGAUUUCAAAUGGUGAAUUCAACCGUUGGAUGGAUGCUAACUGGCAAAGGGAUAAUGAAAGAAAAACACCGCAAUAAACAAUUCUUGGUUCAACCAUUAAUUGUAAAUACAGUUGGCAUGAAGAAAAUUGAUGAUGAUAUCGAUAACUAUUGGAGAUUAGAACUUAUUGGCAUCAAAGAAGAGGAGACAGAGGAAACUUCUGAUGACAUUUUGAUACAACAGGAACAACCCAAUGGUCCUAGUCAACUACUAGACCCAAAACGAUUCAGUAAAUGGUCAAAAUUAAUUCGAGUUGCUGCAUAUGUGCGAAGAAUAGCCGAUAAGAUGAAAAGUAAACGUGAUUUUCCCGAAAACCUCUCACCAGAAGAAAUAGAAGAAGCGGAAAAGAUGGUUAUUCGUCAAGCACAAGAAGAAAAAAUCGAUGAUUCCGAAAAGAAAAAAUGGUCCUUAAUACUUGAAGAAGAUAUAUGGAAAUGUCAGGGAAGAAUGCAAAAUAUUGAAGGUCCAUUGCCAAUUUAUCUCCCAAAAGAUAGUCGAUUCACUCACCUUUAUAUUAAACAUAUCCAUGAAAACAAUGGUCACAGUGGAGUCAGUCACACUCUGUCUCAACUUUGGAAAACAACAUGGGUACCAAAAGGUAGACGAACGGUCGCUAAAAUUAUAAAGGAUUGUUAUGGAUGUAAAAGAUGGCAGGCUAAACCUUUCAAACUACCAGAAAUGCCAUCCCAUCCAGGAAUUCGAGUGCGUCAAAGUCAACCUUUUCAAAGUAUAGGACUUGAUUAUCUCGGACCAAUCACCAUUAAAAAAGGUGUGGAGCCAAUAAAGCGAUGGAUUGCCUUGUUCACUUGUCUAACCACAAGAGCAGUACAUUUGGAAGUAGUCCAUGAUCUAUCCGCGGAAUCAUUCAUGCAAACAUUCCGUCGAUAUAUUGCGAGAAGAGGGAAACCAGAAACUAUACUGAGUGACAAUGCCGCUCAAUUCAAAUUGGCGUCGAAACUAUUUAACGAGCUCAAUAAUCUGCAGACGAUUCGAUGGAAGUUCAUAACCGAACGAGCACCUUGGCAAGGAGGCUUAUAUGAACGACUAAUCGGUUUGACAAAACAAACAAUGAAGAAGGCCAUUGGCCGUAGACUGUUGGAUGAAGAAGAGUUGAGGACAUUGGUAACAGAUGCAGAAGGAAUCAUCAACUCUAGACCAAUCACUCAAGUAGCUGAUGAUAGUAACGAAGUACUCAGACCUAUAGACUUCUUGAUACCACAAAUACAAAUAAACGUCCUUAGUGACGAAGAAGACACUGAAGAAGAGUAUUUGGUAUCCCAGUCAUCGACAAAAGAUAAAUUAAAGAAACGCUGGCAACAGACGAAGGUGGUAAUCAACAAAUUUUGGGAAAUAUGGAGAAUAAAUUACCUCGCCAUACUUCGAAGUCGGACAAGAAAAGAACAUAAAGGUCCCAGAAGCACUACAAGUAGACCUCCUCGACUAAACGAAAUAGUCUUGGUGGCAGAAGAAAAUGUUCCCAGAGGGAACUGGCUUUUAGGACGAAUAAAAGAAAUUCGUAGUGGAGCAGGAGACGUUAUCAGAACAGCACUAGUCCAAAUGCCAAACGGUAAUAUUUGGACAAGACCUAUAAAUCACUUAUGUCCCUUGGAAACGGAUAUUGAGUCUCCGGAAGAUAAUCCAAAUCCUCCUCCAAACACUGAUAAUGAUGAUCCAAUCACGCAUCCUCAAAAUGACCCUAACCUCGACGAAGAAGAGGACGAGAUACAAGAAAAUUCGUCACAAAUAAAACAUGACUCCCAUAACCGCAAUACCAAAGAUAACCCUAAAGCUGCUAAAACGGUAAAUAUGGCAAUAAUGAAAUCACCCGUUGGAAAGUUUUGGCCAAUUUUCCUUUUGCUCACAGCAAUGAGUCAAAUGACAAUCGCUAGCAUGAAGGCCGGACACGAUUGCGACUCAUCCGAGCAUGGUGUAUUCAUGCGUUUACCCGAGAUAAGAAACUGCAGUGCAAUCGGAAGAGAGCACAAUUUCGUUGAAAAAUUAGUUGUAUCAGUUUACUCACGAGUGCCAAUUAAAAUUCCAGCUGGAGCAUGUUCUAAGAUAACAAGAACGGUUUGCACGAAGACCCUUCUACGAUGGUGGUUAGAAGUCACGAAGGACGAAACGAUAAUGGAACCGAUGAAAUUAAACGACUGUCUGGAAAUGGAACAAAACAAACGUUUCAAUGGUGUGAUAUUGGAAGCCAUUGGAAAGAGCAAGUGGGAAUCGCAGAACCCAACAGAUUAUAAUUAUGGAUGGUUUGGCACAACAUGUUACCCAACUGUCAACUAUCAAAUCGAGAAAGGAUUCAUUGUCGGUGGAGAAGAUUCUCAUCUAUACAGCGACUUUGGAGAAAUGACCGGAUGUAUCAUCCGUUCGAACAAUUGCACGACAGAAAGAAGAACAAUAUGGUGGAAUGUAAGUUCAAUUCAAGAACAAUGUCCAUAUGAGAAAAUUGGAACUUACAAUGCCUUAAAGAAAGGUUCUCAUAUUCUGAUAAAAGAAAUACAAGCGUCACUGGUAAUGACACUUUCCGAGAAAAAUGACACGAAAGCUUGUAAAUUCGAUGAACCGAAAUUCAUGGAAAAUGACAUUGUGCUAACAUUAAUGCCAACAAAUUUAUCUCUAAAAUCGAAGAGGAGCAUAUAUGAAAACUUCACUGAGGAAGCAGUUCCCCUAACAACAGUAGUGGAAGAAACAGAGCUUCUAAGCGAGGAUGUAGAUCCCGAAAAUGUGAAAUUUCAAUUCGUGGUGGACGAAUUACAAGAUGAAAUCAAGUCACAAGUUAACGCAGCCCUGAAGGAAAACUGCGCAACGAGAAACAUGGUGAUCGAAAUCGUGAAGUUCAUAUCUCAUAACAACGCCACAACGGCAGCAAAAAUCUUGCUACAAAGAAAUGAUGUUCGAGCGAGAGUAGCCCAUCAAGGACUGUGGAUAUCUCCAUGUAAAAGAAACGAGACAGAUAUCGACGAGAAUGCAAUUGUAUUUAAAGCAGGCGUCAUAUCUCACUACAAUCAGAAGAAGGUCGAUAUGGCGUUGAAGAUGAUUUCGGAAGAAAAUUGGAUAGCUAUAAGAACGAAGAUGAAGAAAGAAGAUCCCGAUCAAGUAAAUAUAGAAGGAGUCAUUGAAAAAGAAACCGAGCAAUUAAUCGAUAGAAUAACAGAAGAUUUCAACAUCGCUUCACGUGGGAUUCAAAAAAUAGUGGAAGAAAUAUCCGAACCAUGGGUAUUAAUUUCGAUAUGUAUUGUCGUAAUUAUCGCUCUUAUCUUAUCACCAAUGAUUUGCUUCCAGUGCAAUAUUUGCCGAAUCUUAUGCAAAUUAUGCUUAGCAAGGAAAGCAAAGAAGAAGAGAAUCACCAAGAGAAGACACAAUCGAUCCGAUUUGGAAGAAUUAAGCCAAAUCGAUGAAGAAGCAAUAGAACUACAAGAAAUCUCAAAACAACCAACAUCAAUAAACUCAUAUAAAAAAUUGGAAUUCAAACCAAUGGAUUUAAUGUUAUAA